AUGGCUCGAGUUUUCUUUAGAUUUUUCCUCUUAGUAGCCUGUUUAGGUUACUUCUCUACCUCAGCUUUCCCAAACCAUGAGUCAAAAGACUUUCCUGGAGCAGCUGAUGAGGUAGGCAAACUGCCGUUAGUAGACUUUCCCAUUCCCUUUCGCCACUACUCCGGCUACCUCGACUCCAUUGAGGACAUUAAACUGCACUACUGGUUCUUUGAGUCGCAAAAUAAGCCGGAAACCGAUCCAGUGGUACUUUGGCUCAACGGCGGGCCCGGCUGUUCCUCCCUCUUUGGCGCCUUCACUGAAAACGGCCCUCUUCGAGCAAAUCACAACGGCACCUUCACCCUAAAUCCUUACUCCUGGAACCGAAACGCUAGCCUUCUCUACCUCGAAUCUCCUGUUCUUGUCGGUUUUUCCUUCCUUAACCAAACCGGAGUUGAGCCUCCAGUUAACGAUGACAAUCGAACAGUGGCACAAAAUUUCGCUGCUUUAAAAUCCUUCUUCACCGUCAAAUUUCCCCACCUCACCUCGAACGCCUUCUACGUCACCGGCGAGUCCUACGCCGGCCGCUACAUUCCACAGCUGUCGGUGGAGAUUCUCAAACGGAAGUUCCCUUCAAACUUUAUGGGAGUGGCCAUCGGAAACGGCUACCUCGACACCGAUCUAAUCGAUCAAACUAGGCCGCUUUACUGGAAAACGCACGGCCUGGCCAACCCUCUGGUAAACCCUUACAACAUUCUCGCCGACUGCAAUGAUUUCUUCAAGAAUGAGGGCGCCUGCUCGGGAGUGAACUUUCUCUCCGCCUGGAUGAACCGAGCCGACGUCCAACGGGCGAUUCACAUCUACUCGCCCAACGGGUCGCUUCCGCUUCACUGGGUCUUCCUCAACCGAAUGCUUCCGUACGAAUGGGGCACAGGGUCAAUGGCGAAAGAGGUGAAGACGCUGAUGGACGCCCCUCAGGGCUUGAAAGUGGUCAUCUACAAUGGCGACUUGGAUACGUUGUGUGACUUUAUCGCCGAUCAAAGAUUUGUCGAACAACUCGGUUAUGUUGAAGACAAUCCUCCUCAUCUAAAGCAGUGUUGGACUUUUGUGGCUGAAAAUGAUAGAAAAAUUUUGCCCGUUGAAAGUGCAAGUCGAAAUGUUUCAAAAAGCUACUGCGGCUGGAAA
This is a messenger RNA of Rhagoletis zephyria (snowberry fruit fly), 1161 nucleotides long. NCBI's taxonomy places the organism in Eukaryota, Metazoa, Arthropoda, Insecta, Diptera, Tephritidae. The record is from RefSeq and is a predicted model, not a curated record.